UCACAUUUGAAUCUUAAAAACAUUUUUCUAACCAACACUGUUUUCUCAGAAAGUUAAAUUAAAUCCUGACCAACAGCAUACGCCUGUCAACUUCUCUCAUUUAUCAUUCGGCGUUUGUCUGAUUAGACUAGCAUAUUACCUUUCCUUCCUGGAAAAUAUAUCCGGCCAUUUGGAUUCAGCAUUAGGGACUGAGUUGAAGGGACAUCACUAAUGAUCAGACAUCAUAGAUGAAAGCUAUUUUUCACCAGGACAGAGACCUCACUCAGUUGAAAUAAUGAGGACUUUAGAUUUAGAUGAAUCGUUCAUUGAUCCUUUUCUGGAGCUAGCUCCGUUUUCUGCACGCUCUGAAAAAACUUAUGAUGAAGGACGCACAAAAGUAGAACACAGACAGAUAAUUGGGAAUUUACCGAUACCAAUAGAUAAUUUAAAAGCUCACCUACCAUUUUUAGCCACUCAUCUACAAGAAGCUCUAGCUGAAUCAGUUUCUGCAGGAAAUCCGAAUCAAUGUUGUAGUGCUGGACAACGUCCUGGACCAAUCAAUACAAAUCUAUCACCAGGAUUCCAUGAAUCUGUUCACUGUGAACAUCGCUCACCGCCAACUCCAACACCAAACAUUUCCUCAGUAGCGAUUCAACAUAUUCGACAAGAACGGCGUCAACAGCAACAACAAAAAACCUGCACAGUAGAUGAUUCCCCCCCUUCAUGUGAACUCUGUCAUAACACCCAUGAAUUACAACAUCACAUUUGUCAAGAGAAUAUUGAGUAUUUACAGAAUCAAUUGUUAGAUAUGAAACACCAACUGCAAUACUGUCAAGAGAGAGAGAAAACUAAAGAACAAUUAUUGGAAGAAAGUUACAAUACAACGAGACAAUUACAAGAAAGCGUUACAAACUUGUUCCAACAGGUUGGAGAACGAGAAAAUUUGUUGCAUAAAUUAAGCUUGGAAGUGAAUAAAUUGAAAAAUAAACAUGAGGAAGUAAUUUCACAGCGCGAUUCAUUUCAAAACCAAACUAAAGAACUAGAAGAACGCUGUCAUGAUCUACACAAAAAGUAUGAGAAUAAUGCAAAUAACUUGACAAUGAUGGUGAAGGAACGUGAUGAAUUAUUGGCAAAAUUGAAAUCAGAACGUGAGAAUAUCGAAAACAUCAGUGAAGAACGGAAAAGACAGAUAAUGAAAAUGCUCAAAGAAACUUCAAAUAUACGUGAAAAGCUAGAUUUACAAAUAGGUCGAUCAAUGCAACUGGAAGCAGAGUUAGCUCGUCUUAAAUCGGUGAAUGCACAGUUGGAAUCUGGGAUUCAGGAAAUGAGUAAGCAAAGUCUGUCAAAUGCUCAAACAAGUGCAGCUGAAAUUCGCUCUUUGCAAGAAGAAAAACAAACAGCAUACAAUUCACAUCAAUUAGAAAUCAACCAAAUAAAAAAAGAAUUAAAUCAGCUGAAUAAUGAAAACACUGAGUAUAAGAAGGAAAUUAGUCGAUUACAAACUAAAACUAAUGAUUUGAAGGACGAGGUUAUUCAAUGUAGAAAUAAUUUACAGGUUAAAACAAAUAUUCUGGAAGAGAAAGAGAGACAAAUUCACUCACUUACUCAUGAACUUGAAUCUUGUCAUCGGGAGUUAGAAACACAAAUCAACUCAGUUGGAUUGUUCAAAUCAGAACAGAAAAUGAUUCAAAAUUCAUUCGAAGAGAAAAUAAAACAAUUAGAAAUUAUUGAUAGUCAGAAGCAAAGAGAAGUUGAAAAUUUGUCAAUGGAUUUAAAUCAAGCCAAGGUGAUUUCUUUAAUUAAGUAUUUUAUUGAUGUUUUGUUAACCCUUUCACGGAAUUGAAAUCUGUGGUUAGG
Messenger RNA from Schistosoma guineensis, 1836 nucleotides. The record is from the annotation of a GenBank genome assembly. NCBI's taxonomy places the organism in Eukaryota, Metazoa, Platyhelminthes, Trematoda, Strigeidida, Schistosomatidae.